Molecule: messenger RNA, 3895 nt
Organism: Cylas formicarius (sweet potato weevil)
Lineage: Eukaryota; Metazoa; Arthropoda; Insecta; Coleoptera; Brentidae
Gene: CaMKII
Product: calcium/calmodulin-dependent protein kinase type II alpha chain
Exons: 19
Coding region: 416-2269 (617 amino acids)
Biological process (GO): protein phosphorylation
Cellular component (GO): neuron projection; cytoplasm
Molecular function (GO): ATP binding; calcium/calmodulin-dependent protein kinase activity; calmodulin binding
Source: RefSeq, a predicted model, not a curated record
GCGGGAUAAGGUGUGGGAGUGAAACCGCACGAUUCCUGUAAACAAUACAAAAAUAAACACUGCAAGGUUAUGGUUGUCGAUCGGGCCUGCUGACUUCGUUCGUAAAGCGCCGUGUAGACGAAGUCCAAUAUUGAUCUUUUAGGUUAGAUCCCAGUGGACGUACAUUUCAGCGGUUCUAGUGGGGAUCAGACAUCGUGUUUAAUACGCUGUGCGACGUCCGCGUUCACCGCUUUAACAAACAGUUGAAAAUCGUUUGGUUAAAGGGGAAAAUAAAGGUCAGUUGAUCCGCAUUAAAAAGACAGUAGUGUAUUUCGGGUGGCGUAGUUUUGCAAGCUGUGCGCGACAUAGCCUAUUUUCUUCGAAUCCAUCAAAUCAUCGGGAGCUCCGAGCUGUCGGCCUGACAAAAGAGCGAGUUAUGGCAGUUCCGCUCGCUUGUACAAGAUUCAGCGAUAAUUACGACUUGAAAGAAGAACUAGGGAAAGGUGCAUUCUCGGUAGUUAGAAGAUGCGUGCAAAAAUCGACUGGUUUGGAAUUUGCCGCCAAAAUUAUAAAUACGAAAAAAUUGUCCGCAAGAGAUUUUCAAAAGUUAGAAAGAGAGGCGAGAAUCUGCAGAAAACUUCAGCACCCGAAUAUAGUGAGAUUACACGAUAGUAUACAAGAGGAGAAUUUUCAUUAUUUAGUGUUUGAUUUGGUAACCGGUGGUGAAUUGUUCGAAGAUAUUGUAGCGAGAGAAUUUUAUUCGGAAGCAGAUGCAUCGCACUGUAUACAACAGAUUCUAGAGUCCGUAAAUCACUGUCAUCAAAACGGCGUAGUACAUAGAGAUCUCAAGCCGGAAAAUCUUCUGUUAGCCAGCAAGGCGAAAGGAGCGGCUGUGAAACUGGCUGAUUUCGGACUGGCGAUCGAGGUGCAGGGGGAGCAACAGGCAUGGUUCGGGUUCGCUGGUACCCCCGGCUAUUUGUCCCCGGAGGUGCUCAAGAAGGAACCUUAUGGGAAGCCGGUGGACAUCUGGGCUUGUGGGGUCAUACUCUACAUUCUGCUCGUCGGUUAUCCACCGUUUUGGGACGAGGAUCAACACCGAUUGUAUGCCCAGAUAAAAGCCGGGGCUUAUGACUAUCCCAGUCCUGAAUGGGAUACCGUAACUCCAGAAGCCAAGAAUCUAAUCAAUCAAAUGCUCACGGUGAAUCCUGGCAAAAGGAUCACGGCGGCGGAAGCCUUGAAACAUCCUUGGAUUUGCCAACGGGAACGUGUCGCUUCUGUGGUUCAUCGACAAGAGACCGUGGACUGCCUCAAGAAAUUCAACGCUAGACGCAAACUAAAGGGUGCUAUUCUCACCACAAUGUUGGCUACGCGUAACUUCUCAAGUCGAAGCAUAAUUGUGAAAAAAGGUGACGGAUCUCAAGUGAAAGAAUCGACCGACAGCUCGACCACUCUAGAAGACGACGACAUUAAAGAAGACAAGAAGGGAGGAGUCGAUCGCAGUUCAACUGUUAUUGCUAAAGAACCCGAAGGCCCCGGUACCCCUCCGCCGCAGUCUUCCAGAGCCGCACCGCCUACGUCUUCCGGAUCGCCGUCUAGUUCGGUGGUCGCUGUCCCCACCAACAACAAAACGAACGCGCUCAAUUUAGGACAGGUUUUGUUGCAAAACGUCCAAGAUAUGGAUGCUAUGCACCAGGACAUAGAAAAAUGGGUCGAAACUACAAUUAACAGGGAAAUGUUCCCCGAGAAAGGAUCAACAGAAGGGUCUCAGCUGGUGGCCUAUCAGCGGCUCGAGUCUUGCGACGACGAAAUACGGAUUGUCUGCCCGGAAAAGCCAUUUUCGCAGUUAUCUACAAAUUCUCAAUUGUCAGCUCGGCGUCAGGAAAUCAUCAAGAUGACAGAGCAGCUCAUCGAAGCGAUCAAUACCGGAGAUUUCGAAGCGUACACGAAGAUAUGCGAUCCUCAUCUAACAGCCUUCGAGCCGGAAGCGAUGGGAAAUCUAGUCGAGGGUAUGGACUUUCACAAAUUCUACUUCGACAACGUCUUGGGCAAAAAUUGCAAAGCGGUGAAUACAACAAUACUAAAUCCGCACGUACAUUUGUUGGGAGAAGACGCUGCCUGUAUCGCUUACGUGAGGUUAACUCAGUAUAUGGACAAGCACGGCCAGGCACACACCCAUCAGUCGGAGGAGAGCAGGGUGUGGCAUAAGCGAGACAACAAGUGGCAAAACGUCCACUUCCACCGCAGCGGCGGUAACGGAGGCGCCGCGUUCGGAUUUAGUUCACACAAAUAGAACUGCCUAGAGCCGUAGAUCUGUGGUCUUCGACCGGACCGCGUCUAGAGAAACCUACUGGAAAAAAAACUUCGUUUACUGUGAAAAAGUCUCUUCGUGAUGUGUGACAUUCAUAAUUUUCGAUUUUGUAUUUUUGCUUUUACGUUAUCUUACACACGUACUAUUUAUGGAUGAUGAUGUCUGUGUAACCUUACACACUUGUCGAAUUAGCUGGAGGUUCUUUGUAAAUGCCAUUUAAAGCAAAGAGUUGCGUUAAAGCACAGAGUUGCUUUAAAUGGGGCAAAAGACUUUCUUUAACUGUACUAGUCUCUCUGUUAUAGCUAAGGUUGGUGAUAUAAAUAAUUACGUUGACAUGUUUUAGUUGUGGCCAGUUCUGAUGAUGGUGUACUACCCUUUAAAAAAAAUGAUUUCUAAUAUAAUGAACACCUACAUAGAUUAUUUUUCAUUGGGUUGAUGGUGCCUUAAACAGUUACUUAACUCGAUUGGUUAGAGUUUGUUUUAUAUAAAUUUAUCCAAUUGCACCAAAAUUUGGAAGAAAGUGAGAUUUUUUAAUCAAUAUAUCCACAAAGACAAACCUUUUAAUUUUGAGUUUACAUUUAACUUCCUGGAGGUGUUCAUUGUGAGAACUUUCCCCAUUGUGUGAUUUACCAAAAAGGGGUCGCUUAUUAUUAUGCGAUCAAUUCAACCUUUCACCCUGUGGAUAUUUACUUUCAAAAACCAAGCGAUCCUGUCAAUUUUCGAUAUGACGAUUUCAAAUAGGCACUUUGGUGUGACAGUAUCCCAAAUAGUAUGCUUGAAGCUAUUGGAAAUCCAACGAAUUGCCCUUUCUGGGCAAAUGGGCUAUCCAGUGGGGCGGAGUCGCAUGUCAUUUUGGAAUCCAGGCAGACUUUAAUAAUGAAUGAAACGGAAGUAUGGAUUUUUCUUGGAACGUACAUCCAAUACAUUACAACAUACAAUACAUUCUUUUAAAAUCUAUAAAGCGUCUUUUAAGAAAUAUUGAAAAGAUAAAUAUUAAAAUGUUUAAACUGCACUGUACUUGUACUAACUACAAGCCGUUAAUAAUAACACAAUAAGCGAACAAGAUGACAGGACGAGAAUUGUUUGGUUGGGCUGUCAAGGUUUAACCAAAGUAUAUGAAUUUUAGUUUUUGGUUAGUAACGCUGCUUACUAACUCUAGACUGUACCAUCACGAAUUACCUGAACCUGUACUGUAUAAUUAUAAUUAAAAUAUAGAGCGAUCAAUUCAAAUCAGCUAUAACGUAAUAGAUCGUGACUAUAUCUGUCUGACUUUGUUUUAAAAAUCCAACAAAAAUAGGUUCUUAGAAUACUUGAAAUAAGUUUUUGGUAUGGUUUGCUUGAUUAUUAUCAUUAUAUAUAUUUAAAGGAUAUCCAAAAGAUAUCAGCUACUGGAUGUCCAGAAGUUGUACAAAAAUUAUACUCUAUUUUUAUUCAUUUCCAAUAGUUGACAUGUACUUUCUGGGAUUCAAACUAUAUUUUCGGUUCAAUGUAUUUUAUUUCAUGUCUGGUAGCUUAUUUAUUGCCACCAUUGAACUCAUAGGUCGUAACUUCUAUUUUUAAUGAUUAAAAAAAUAUUUUUAAUGAUUACGAGUAUCCUAAAAAAUACGA